Molecule: messenger RNA, 3981 nt
Organism: Oncorhynchus kisutch (coho salmon)
Lineage: Eukaryota; Metazoa; Chordata; Actinopteri; Salmoniformes; Salmonidae
Product: somatostatin receptor type 3
Exons: 3
Coding region: 138-1199 (353 amino acids)
Biological process (GO): G protein-coupled receptor signaling pathway
Cellular component (GO): plasma membrane
Molecular function (GO): G protein-coupled receptor activity
Source: RefSeq, a predicted model, not a curated record
CUCUUUAUGCAACAAAGCCACUGAUGGUGAAAGGAUGACUUCUCCCUGGAGCAGAACACUGGCCACAUCCAUCCCCAACGGGAGCAGCUAGAUCAUACUUUUGUUCCUUCCCCUCGUUCCAUCCCUCUCCCACCACCAUGCCGGCCAUAGUGAACCUGCUCUUCAAUACGGUGUCUACCAACACCACCAUCUCCUUCUCCCUGGUGCUGCCUCUGGUCAGCGUCCUCUCCCUCCUGGUGGGGGUCGGAGGUCACCUACUCAUGUGGCUGGUGCUGAUGCGUAACCCUCGGCGACGCUCCAAACCUAGCUCCGUGCUGCUCCUCAACUUGAGCCUGGCUGACAUGGGAGCACUGCUCACCCUGCCCUGCGUCCUACUCAGCGCCAGCUCCCAGGACUGGCAGCUAGGGGGCGGUAUCUGUGUGCUGCUGGGCUUCAUGACCUCCCUGACGGCUGGAGUGGAUAUAUUUAGUCUGGCCGCCUUGUCGGUGCUCAGAUACCGCAUAGUGGCCCCACCUGCUAGACCGCCCCCCAGUCCCACACAAGUAGCCGGCAUCGUGGCAGUGAUCUGGUUAGUCUCUGUCACCAUGGCCCUUCCCAAGGUCACAUACAUCCAGUUUGACAGUGGCUGUACAUGGUCUGUGGGGCGUGGCCAGUGGCUGGGCUUCCUGGUGCCAGCCUUCCUGGUCUACUACGUGGCUCCGCUCCUCUGCAUUGCCCUCAACUGUGGCCUCAUCAUCACCCAUCUCCACCGCUGCCGGGGUACGUUGGCCGCAGACCGCCGCAACAAGAAGGCUACGGCGCUCCUGAUUGGCUCCACACUGGUCUUCGCCAUCAGCUGGCUGCCCUACUACGCCCUGGAGUUUGUCAAUGUCAUGUCCCCCUACGUCAGCUUCGUUGCCUCGCCUAUCAGUCAACAAACCUCCUCCUCCCUCAACUCGUCCGCGUCCCUGUCCCCACCCACGGAGGGGGACACGGAGGUGUCUCUCCUCUGGGAGGUGGCGUCCCUGUCGGCCAUAUUGUUGGUGUGUUUGGCGCCCUGCUGGAACCCGCCCCUCUACUUCCUGUUGUCUCGCCCGGCGGUGCGUCAGCUCCGUGCCCUCCUGCCGUCACUGAGGAAAUGCUUGGGAAGCCUGCGACCACCUAUCACCCCCGCGCCAACCCCACGUUUUCCUCACCUCCGCCCUCUUCCUACUUUGUAACUACACACCACACCUUGACACUCAGGCUGAUCCAGUGAGAUGAACACGCACACGCACACGCACACACACACGCAAUUAUUCAACAGAUUGUGAUUACAUACACUCAGUGUAUAAAACAUUAGGAACACCUGCUCUUUCCAUGACAUAGACUGACCAGGUGAAUCCAGGUGAAAGCUAUGGUCCCUUAUUGAUGUCACUUGUCAAAUCCACUUCAGUCAGUGUAGAAGGAGAAUGGGAGGAGACAGGUUAAAGUGUCAUAAAUGUGAAGGUGUGUCAUAAAAACAGAGGCUUAGAAUCUUACAAUCUUAGGUUUCACCUUGCAAGUGUCAGUUAGCAGGCUCAUAGAAUCAAAUCAAAUCAAAUGAAAUUGUAUUGGUCACAUACACAUGGUUAGCAGAUGUUUAAUGUGAGUGUAGAGAACUGCUUGUGCGUCUAGUUCAGCCAGUGCAGUAAUAUCUAACAAGUAAUCUAACAAUGAGAGUCUAGGUGGGGGGCUGGCAGAGUUAUCUAACAAGGAGAGACUAGGUGGGGGGCUGGCAGAGUUAUCUAACAAGGAGAGACUAGGUGGGGGACUGGCAGAGUAAUCUAACAAGGAGAGACUAGGUGGGGGGCUGGCAGAGUUAUCUAACAAGGAGAGACUAGGUGGGGGACUGGCAGAGUAAUCUAACAAGGAGAGACUAGGUGGGGGGCUGGCAGAGUUAUCUAACAAGGAGAGACUAGGUGGGGGGCUGUCAGAGUAAUCUAACAAGGAGAGACUAGGUGGGGGACUGGCAGAGUAAUCUAACAAGGAGAGACUAGGUGGGGGGCUGUCAGAGUAAUCUAACAAGGAGAGACUAGGUGGGGAACUGGCAGAGUAAUCUAACAAGGAGAGACUAGGUGGGGGGAUGGCAGAGUAAUCUAACAAGGAGAGACUAGGUGGGGGGCUGGCAGAGUUAUCUAACAAGGAGAGACUAGGUGGGGGGCUGGCAGAGUUAUCUAACAAGGAGAGACUAGGUGGGGGGAUGGCAGAGUAAUCUAACAAGGAGAGACUAGGUGGGGGGCUGGCAGAGUUAUCUAACAAGGAGAGACUAGGUGGGGGGCUGGCAGAGUUAUCUAACAAGGAGAGACUAGGUGGGGGACUGGCAGAGUAAUCUAACAAGGAGAGACUAGGUGGGGGGCUGGCAGAGUUAUCUAACAAGGAGAGACUAGGUGGGGGGCUGUCAGAGUAAUCUAACAAGGAGAGACUAGGUGGGGGACUGGCAGAGUAAUCUAACAAGGAGAGACUAGGUGGGGGGCUGGCAGAGUUAUCUAACAAGGAGAGACUAGGUGGGGGGCUGGCAGAGUUAUCUAACAAGGAGAGACUAGGUGGGGGGCUGGCAGAGAGACGGAGAGGAUAAGAGAAGGAAGAGAGGAUAACCAAGACACAGAUUCAAGGAGCUGAUCAAGCGGUAUGUGUGUGUUUGUGUGUGGAAUAAAAAUUACAUUAAUGAAGGCGAAAGGGGGUGAAAUAUUGUUAGUGUUUCUCCCACCUAGAAAACAACAACAUGAUUGACAGGUGAGAUGCAUUUAUGCCAUCAGGUAUUGAACAACAUGGUUGGUAUUCUUAACAUGCCUCCCAAAUAGGGGAGAGUGAGGUAUAUUGAGCCAAGUUUUACAUUCAGCAUCACUACAUCACUACAUCACUACAUCAAUGGAAAUGUAAUAUUCCUUAAAAAUAUAAAUAUAUCUACAUAUAUUUAAAUAUAACCGUUUUAAAAACAUAGCUUGCCCCCCAAAAUAGGGACAGGGUAAGCCUUGGGGUAAGUGGGUGUUCUGUGACAGUGGGUGAUGUCGUUCUGUGACAGUGGGUGAUGUUGUUCUGUGACAGUGGGGUGAUGUUGUUCUGUGACAGUGGGGUGAUGUUGUUCUGUGACAGUGGGUGAUGUUGUUCUGUGACAGUGGGGUGAUGUUGUUCUGUGACAGUGGGGUGAUGUUGUUCUGUGACAGUGGGGUGAUGUUGUUCUGUGACAGUGGGGUGAUGUUGUUCUAUGACAGUGGGUGAUGUUGUUCUGUGACAGUGGGGUGAUGUUGUUCUGUGACAGUGGGUGAUGUUGUUCUGUGACAGUGGGUGAUGUUGUUCUGUGACAGUGGGUGAUGUUGUUCUGUGACAGUGGGGUGAUGUUGUUCUGUGACAGUGGGGUGAUGUUGUUCUGUGACAGUGGGGUGAUGGUGCUGGUAGGUCUGGUAAGUUGAAUUCUUGGAAUGAGGGUGUGGUAUAAUAUUGCAUAUCUUAAAUGUACGCCUACAUUCAGACAUGGAUACCUCUGCUCAAUAUCACUUCCUCUUCCAUAUCUUUCCCAGUUGUCUGGGACAGGGAUGAUGUUUCGAUGUGCCAAUUCGUAGGCAUGUUCUCUGCAUUUGAGACUACUAAGCCCAUGAAACUGGUCUGCAAAAUACAUGAUACGUUUUAAGCAAUCUCUCACUCCAGGUCAUCAGAUAAGACCUUGUGUGCUACUCUAUACCGUAGCCUCUGUUUCGGACAGUUACAUGUUUGUUUUCAUUCUACAGUAUCUCUUCAGUGCGUGCAAUGAUGUCCAAACAGUGUUUGUUUUCAUUCUACAGUAUCUCUUCAGUGCGUGCAAUGAUGUCCAAACAGUGUUUGUUUUCAUUCUACAGUAUCUCUUCAGUGCGUGCAAUGAUGUCCAAACAGUGUUUGUUUUCAUUCUACAGUACCUCUUCAGUGCGUAAAUAUUGUGUUUUUAAUUUACAGUGUGGGAGUGAAGAGCUAUAAGUUCAGUGUUUAUGUGUCUGUUCAACACGUAAA